Messenger RNA from Leucoraja erinaceus (little skate), 6743 nucleotides. RefSeq names its product epithelial splicing regulatory protein 1-like. Gene Ontology annotation, cellular component: ribonucleoprotein complex; nucleoplasm. The record is from RefSeq and is a predicted model, not a curated record. NCBI's taxonomy places the organism in Eukaryota, Metazoa, Chordata, Chondrichthyes, Rajiformes, Rajidae. The coding region runs from base 241 to 2376 and encodes 711 amino acids. Gene Ontology annotation, biological process: regulation of RNA splicing. The transcript is spliced from 15 exons. Gene Ontology annotation, molecular function: mRNA binding.
GAGAGAAGUGAAAGUAUUAAAGGGGGUGCCACUGAUUUGCAUGGGUUUUCACGCAAGCGACAGGGUCAAGCGAUCUCCCUAGUUGUAGGCUUUUCUGAAGUGUAGGUGGUUAUUUUUGUUUUAGUGUUCUCGCUACUUUUCACUGCGGAAGGUGGACAAUUGAUGUGGGGUGAAGUUUGGUGGAGGAGGGGAGAGGGGAGAGGAUUCGCUUCUCGUGUUGGGACUCGGUUUAAGUGAGCAAUGACGGGGUCCCUGGAUUACCUGGUGGUGUUAUUCGGGGCGACUGCUGGGACGCGUGGGACGGAGCUGGGGUUGGAUGAGAAGGAGCUGGUACUUUUGUUGUGGCAAGUGGUGGAUCUGGUCAACGAAAAGGCUGGAGAAGUACACAGAGUCUUGGUGAAGCCCAAUAACUUGGAAUUGACGGAGCAGUGCGUUGAACACACUGGUAUCACUCCAGAAAACCUGACAACAGCUAAACCUUUGGAUCAAGUCCUUCAACAGCUUGAUCGAUCUGUGAGCAAUGAAUUGAAUAUUGGAUUGGGGACUUCGUUCUGUCUAUGUACUGAUGGUCAACUACACAUCCGCCAGGUCUUCCACCCUGAGGCCUCUCGCAAGAAUGUUUCGUUGCCAGAAUGCUUCUAUUCUUUCUUUGAUCUACAAAAAGAAUUUAAGAAAUGCUGCCCGGAUGCUCCCGACCUCCACGAAAUCGAUCUCAAGGUCAUGUUGGACCACCUAAAUCUUGAAGAUAAUACUGCCACCUACAAAUUUGGUGUUUCUGAUAUUAUGACUGCAACCAAUAUUAUACUGGCCAUCAUUUCUAAACCACGCAACCACAGGUUUAUAGACCCCGAACGAGUGAAUUACAAAUUUGAAACGGGGACUUGCAGCAAGAUGGAGAUAAUUGAUGAUAAUACUGUUGUCAGAGCCAGAGGAUUACCUUGGCAGUCAUCUGACGAAGACAUCGCUCGAUUCUUCAGAGGUCUCAACAUAGCUAAGGGUGGUGCAGCACUCUGCCUAAAUUCACAGGGAAGACGGAACGGAGAAGCACUCGUGAGAUUCGUCAAUACUGAACACAGGGACCUGGCACUGCAGAGACACAAGCAUCACAUGGGCAACCGAUAUAUUGAGGUAUACAAGGCAACCGGGGAAGAUUUUUUAAAGAUCGCUGGAGGUACCUCCAAUGAAGUUGCCCAGUUCCUGUCAAAAGAAAACCAAGUUAUCAUUCGAAUGCGUGGUCUCCCGUUCGUCGCCACCGCUGAGGAGGUUGUGAUGUUUUUUGGAUCAAGUUGUCCUCUGACGGGCGGAAAGGAAGGGAUACUUUUUGUCAAAUACCCCGACGGGAGGCCGACAGGCGAUGCUUUUGUACUGUUUGCCUGUGAGGAAUAUGCGCAAAACGCACUCAAGAAGCACAAGGACUUGUUGGGGAAACGUUACAUUGAGCUCUUCAGAAGCACGGCAGCUGAAGUACAGCAGGUUCUUAACAGGUAUACGUCAACACCCCUCAUCCCCAUUGCUCCUGCUCCUAUCAUUCCCGUGCUCCCUCAGCCGUUUGUACAUUCCACUAGUAUGCGUGACUGCAUCCGUUUACGAGGCCUGCCAUACGCUGCCACGAUUGAGGACAUUCUGGAGUUCCUGGGUGACUUUACGUAUGAUAUCCGACCUCACGGAGUGCACAUGGUGUUAAAUCUACAGGGCCGUCCUUCAGGAGACGCCUUUAUCCAGAUGAAAUCGUCAGAUCGAGCCUUCAUGGCUGCUCAGAGGUGUCACAAGAGAACAAUGAAGGACCGAUACGUUGAAGUAUUCCAGUGUUCAGCUGACGAAAUGAACUUUGUGUUAAUGGGUGGCAUUUUAAAUCGAAAUGGCUUGUCCCCACCGCCAUGUAAGUUACCAUGCUUGUCACCAUCAACAUACGCUGCGUAUCCAACGCAGGCCGCUGUUAUCGCAGCUGAGGCCGCAACGCUGUAUCAACAGCCGGUGUUCAUCAGUCCGCGACCUCUCCAGCCCUCCACUGCCUUCUACCCAGCCGCUGCCCAGUUCUACAUGAACUACUCAGCCUACUAUCCAAGUCCUCCCGGCUCCCCGACCAACCUAGGUUAUUUACCAGCAACUGCUGCCACCACCACUAUCCCCACCCACUCUGGCACCAUCGUCAGGAUGCAAGGACUAGCUCACAACACGGGAGGCAAGGAAAUCCUUAAUUUCUUCCAGGGAUAUCAGAUUUCUCCCGAGUCGGUGCUGAUGACAUCCAACUUGUACGGACCAUCCGGCAGUAACGCUCUGCUCACGUUCCCAUCGCUGGAGGUUGCCAAGCAAGCUCUGUUGGACAAGAAUCGGCAGCACAUUGGCAGUCGCUACGUGGACCUUUACCUGUCGUGAGAUAUGGUGCGUGUCGUCUGUACGGUAACCAGGCAAAUUGUAUGUCCAUAUAAGAUCACGAGUGAUAGGAGCAAAAUUAGACCAUUCGGCCCAUCAAGUCUACUCCGCCAUUCAAUCAUGGCUGAUCUAUCUCUCCCAUUCUCCCGCCCUCUCUCCAUAACCUCUGACACCCAUACUAAUCAAGAAUCUAUCUAUCUCUGCCUUAAAUAUAUCCACUGACUAGGCCUCCACAGCCUUCUGUGACAAAGGAUUCCACAAAUUCACCACCCUCUGACUAAAGACAUUUCUCCUCAUCUCCUACCCUAAAAGGACGUCCUUUAAUUCUGAGUCUGUGACCUCUAGUCCUAGACCAGGGGUGGGGAACCUUUCCAUGGUGGAAUGCUGCAUUAAGUUGGCUGUAAUCUAAUAAGGCCGCAUCCAAGAAACUUCAAUUAGAUAUACUUCAAAAUGUACAUUAUUUUGUUAAAAUAGCCCUCAUGGCUUACUAAUGUUUUAAUUGUGGCCGUCAGUCGGGGAGGAUUAUUUUGUUGAAUCUUCUUUUACUCUUUGGUAUUUUAAAAUACGUUCAUUUUAAGAUUAAAAUAAAAAUACUAAAAGAUGAACAAAAACAUAUUAAUAAGAAUAAAAAGAUUUGUUCUACAAAAUUUGGAUUCAUUCAAAAGGCCGCACUAAUGCCCUGUCCCACUUAGGAAACCUGAACGGAAACCUCUGGAGAUUUUGUGCCCCACCCAAGGUUUCCGUGCGGUUCCCGGAGGUUUUUGUCAGUCUCCCUGCCUGCUUCCACUACCUGCAACCUCCGGCAGCCACCUGCAACCUCUGGGAACCGCACGGAAACCUUGGGUGGGGCGAAAAGUCUCCAAAGGUUUCCGUUCAGGUUUCCUAAGGGGCAUUAAUGGCCUAGAAGGCCGUAGGUUCCCUACCCCUGUCCUAGACUCUCCCACUAGUGGAAACAUCCUCUCCACAUCCACUAUAUCCAAGCCUUUCACUAUUCUGUAUGUUUCAAUGAGGUGUCCCCCCCCCCACCCCCACCCCCUUAUUCUUCUAAACUCCAGCAAGUUCUGGCCUGGUGCCGACAAACAUUUGUCAUAAGUUGAUGGAACAAAUAGUGAUAUCUGUUAUCAAAUGUAAGAUGGGAAUUGAAGAAGGGCUGGAUGUUGAAUGAAUGUAUACGUUAUCACCAAAUAUCAAAAUUAUCGUUGUUUGCAAUGUUGAAGCUUUUUAUGCAGUUUGACACUUAUGUAUAGGAAAUUCAAUAUCAUCCUUAAUAUUAAGAAAUAAUGUGUAUAUAUAACAUUUAUCUCUGUUAAUCAAUAUACAACUUGACUUGCCCCUUGUAGACACAAAGAACCACAGAUGCUGGUUUACAAAAAAAAGGCACAAAGUGCUGGAGUAACUCAGCGGGCCAGGUAGCAUCUCAGAAGAAUAUGGAUAGGUGACGUUUCUGGUCAGGACCCUUCUUUAGAGUCUGAACUAUAUUCUCCGGAGAUGCUGCCUGACCUGCUGAGUUACUCCAGCACUUUUUUGACAAGCCACCUUCAUGCCAUUUAUUAGUUUAAUGCCUCUUCCUUCUAAAUUCGCAAUGUAAUAAAUGUAUAUGGAUUUAAAAAAUCUUUAUUUCAGCACAUCCUUAAUAUUGUGAUACACAUCUUUACAGGGAUCUUAAGAGUCCUUUAUCACUGGAACCUGCGGGUGCAGAAUAACUAGUGCACCUAUAGCAAAGAAUUUCCUUGCUUGAGGUACUUCUGUGCAAUUAGACAUAGAAUGGACAAUAGACAAUAGACAAUAGGUGCAGGAGUAGGCCAUUUGACCCUUCGAGCCAGCACCGCCAUUCAAUGUGAUGAUGGCUGAUCAUCCCUAACCAGUACCCCGUUCCUGUCUUCUCCCCAUAUCCCCUGACUCCGCUAUUUUUAAGAGCCCUAUCUAGCUCUCUCUUGAAAACAUCCAGAGAACCUGCCUCCACCGCCCUCUGAGGCAGUGAAUUCCACAGACUCACCACUCUCUGUGAGAAAAAGUGUUAUCUCGUCUCCGUUCUAAAUGGCUUACCCCUUAUUCUUAAACUGUGGCCCCUGGUUCUGGACUCCCCCAACAUUGGGAAUAUGUUUCCUGCCUCUAUUGUGUCCAAGCCCUUAACGAUCUUAUAUGUUUCACUGAGAUCUCCUCUCAUCCUUCUAAACUCCAGAGUGUACAAGCCCAGCUGCUCCAUUCUCUCAGCAUAUGACAGUCCCGCCAUUCCGGGAAUUAACCUUGUAAACCUACACUGUACUCCCUCAAUAGCAAGAAUGUCCUUCCUCAAAUUAGGGGACUAAAACUGCACACAAUACUCCAGGUGUGGUCUCACUAGGGUUCUGUACAACUGCAGAAGGACCUCUUUGCUCCUAUAUUCGAUUCCUCUUGUUAUAAAAUGAAAACAGGCCCUUCGGCCCAACUUGCCCGCACUGACCAAGAUGCCCCAUCUACACUCAUCCCAGCUGCCGAUGUUUGGCCCAUAUCCCUCUAAACAUUUCCUCUCCACGUACCUGCCCGAAUGUCUUCUUAAUUCUCUGCUAGUUGUUAUUGUUUCAGUAACACAUCUGAAUAGCAUUCAUUUCUGCCAGAUAUUCCUCUGAUAAAUAUAUGCACAAGGUCUCCAAGUAACUGAAGUCUCUUCUGUGCCAUUAUAUGCCAUCCUGUGCCUGAACGUGACACAACUUAACUGAUGCAUUAUAAGAAGGGUCAUAUGUAUAAAAAUCAUUACUGUUUCACGUUUAGUUUAGUCUAAUUGAGUUUAGAGAUACAGCUCGGAAACAGACCCUUCGGCCCACCGAGUCCGCACCGACCAGCGAUCCCUGCACACUAUCACCAUCAACACACUGGAGACAAUUUACAUUUAUACCAAGCCAAUUUACCUACAAACCUGUAGUCAGGAUUGAACCCGGGUCUCUGGCGCUGUGAGGCAGUAACUCUACAUGCACACAAACUGAUGGAUUUAAUCAAUUGCAUGUUCCAUAUCCUUUCAUGAUUAACAUUAUUGUAGUGGAUGAUCUGUAUAAAGCAGUCUCUUCUCCUUGAUAGAAUCCAAUCUCUUCACGAGGCACAUACCUGCCAUUUGACAGGGAACUAUUCCAUGUCUUUCUUUCCUUCAGUUUCCCCAAAUUGGAAGUUUAUUUAUUCUGCUAUUUAAAAGAUUUUAAUAUAAGACUAUCACCACUUAUUGCAAAUGCAGCUUUUGGCAUAAAAUAAAAAUCAUAUUGAAAUGAUUGUAUACAUGUGAAUUGUUUACACACUGUCAUACACACUGUCAGUUUUAUUCCAAUUAUGUGCCUUCGAAAAUAAUUUGUAUCAAGUAGCAAUGAUAUGGUUCUAAUAUGCCUUUUAUAUACUAGGACCAUUGAGAGCAAUAUUUUGUAUAUUAUUCUUUCGACUCUCAGAACUGAGCUUCAUCUUCAGGUCUGUUUAUAACGAGGAUGCAAGGUGGAAAAUGUUAGACACAUCAUUAGUUUAAUUGUUCUGCAAUUCAAAUGACACAAAUUUAUGCAUGUUUAGAUCAUAGAUUUCUAGUUUUUUGUUUCUCAAUUCCAUUAAAGGAUAUUGGUUAGUUAAAUAUUACCUGUUUGUUUAGUUUAUUUUUGAGGUACAGAGCGGAGACAGGCCCUUCGACCCACCGAGUCCGAUCCGACCAGCCAUCCCCCCCGUAAUUAACGCUAUCCUACACACACACACACACACACGCACGCACGCACGCACGCACACACACACACACACACACACACACACACACACACACACACACACACACACACACACACACACACACACACACACACACACACACACACACACACACACACACACACACACACACACACCUGGGACAAUUUUUAUAUUUAUACCAAGCCAAAUAACCUACAAACCUGUAUGUCUUUAGACUAUGGGUGGAAACCAAAGAUCUUGGGGAAAACCCACACAGGUCACGGGGAGAACGUGCAAACACCGUUCAGACAGCACCCUUAGCCAGGAUCGAACCCGGGUCUCUGGCAACUCUACCGCUGCACCACUGUGCAAUUGUAUUCUGCAAUGGUACAAUAGAACAUAGAUCAGUAAAGCACAGAAACAGGCCAUUCGCCACACAUUACCAGAAAUGCUUUAUAAAUCAGCAACUGUGAGCACUAAUGUGGAAUAAAGCUUUUUAUGCAGCGUAAUAUGUUCAGGAGGACAAUACCUGCAUGUACUUCAGAGUUAGGUCAUGUGAAGCUGUUAUCCAAAUGUUUAAAUGCAAGAAAUGUCAAUGGAAUGAUUUUUUAAAAAGGUAAUACAGUAUUCUCAAUUCUAUAUUUGUUAUAACAUUUCUAUAUUGUAUUGUUCAAUGCUAAAUAAAAUGAUGAUAAGGA